Messenger RNA from Danio rerio (zebrafish), 1544 nucleotides. The record is from RefSeq and is a predicted model, not a curated record. NCBI's taxonomy places the organism in Eukaryota, Metazoa, Chordata, Actinopteri, Cypriniformes, Danionidae.
AUGUUUCUGAAAGCUCUCUCAUCCUGCAUAUACAGCAAGGUUCCUGACUUGCUUAAAGUAAAUCUAAAAUCUUUUGUUUCAUAUUAUUCCUUUUCUUCAGGUCGAGAAAUCGGUGACUGGUGUGAAGAAUCAUCUUUGCAUCUGGAGGAACAGAUCAAUGUUCAGACUGAGGAAUCAUCACUGGAGGAACCUGUUGAUGGUCAGAGUGAAGAACCAUCACUGGUAGAGCCUGACAGCGUUCACGGUGAAGAACCAUCACUGGUAGAGCCUGUCAGUGUUCACGGUGAAGAACAAUCACUGGUAGAGCCUGACAAUGUUCACGGUGAAGAACAAUCACUGGUAGAGCCUGACAGUGUUCACGGUGAAGAACCAUCACUGGUAGAGCCUGUCAGUGUUCACGGUGAAGAACAAUCACUGGUAGAGCCUGACAGUGUUCACGGUGAAGAACAAUCACUGGUAGAACCUGUCGAUGGUCACAGUAAGGACAUAGCCAGCUCCUCCAGCAGUGAUGAUGUUCCUCGAUACCUUUUCUACGCUGAGUCCAGCAGUAGUGAUGACUACCCCCAAGAGAUUUAUUCAGCCGGGUCCAACUGUAGUAGUGAGCUCACAGUCAGCUCCUACAGCAGCUUCUUUUCAGCUGAGUCCGGCUGUGGUGAUGACACCUCUACCAAUUUCGAGUCUGCCGAGUCCGGCUGUGGUGAUGACACCUCUACCAAUUUCGAGUCUGCCGAGUCCGGCUGUGGUGAUGACACCUCUACCAAUUUCGAGUCUGCCGAGUCCGGCUGUGGUGAUGACACCUCUACCAAUUUCGAGUCUGCCGAGUCCGGCUGUGGUGAUGACACCUCUACCAAUUUCGAGUCUGCCGAGUCCGGCUGUGGGGAUGACACCUCUACCAAUUUCGAGUCUGCCGAGUCCGGCUGUGGUGAUGACACCUCUACCAAUUUCGAGUCUGCUGAGUCCGGCUGUGGUGAUGACACCUCUACCAAUUUCGAGUCUGCCGAGUCCGGCUGUGGUGAUGACACCUCUACCAAUUUCGAGUCUGCCGAGUCCGGCUGUGGUGAUGACACCUCUACCAAUUUCGAGUCUGCCGAGUCCGGCUGUGGUGAUGACACAUCUACCAAUUUCGAGUCUGCCGAGUCCGGCUGUGGUGAUGACACCUCUACUAAUUUUGAGUCUGCCGAGUCCGGCUGUGGUGAUGACCCCUCUACCAAUUUCGAGUCUGCCGAGUCCGGCUGUGGUGAUGACCCCCCUCCAAAUGUGGUCUCUACUGAGUCCAGCUGUGGUGAUGACCCCCCUCCAAAUGUGGUCUCUGCCGAGCCUGGCUGUAGUCAUUACAACCCCCCAAAUGUGGUCUCUGCUAAGCCCGGCUGUAAAGAGGAUGUUGCUCAAGGUGCAACCUGUCAGACAGAGGGCGCUGUUCCACCUCAGCCAGAAAAGCUGAAGGAUGAAGACACACACAUCAUUGGUAAGUUUACAACCAUGACACCCUGAAAAACCCAACACAAAUGCAUAUUUUAAUAUGUAUGUAUAUGUAUGUGUGUGUG